CCGGUAACCAACACUGCCCGUAAAUAGAUAAGAACAAAAAAGUAAACAAACCAUCAAAAUGGGCAAGCACAGAACAGCUCAACAAGACGCUAUUAUUGUCGCAUUUAUGGAAAGACAUCCAAUAAUAGCGAAAAACUAUUAUAAAGGUGAUAAGUUAGCUUCAGAAGCGGCUUGGAAGAGAUUGUCCAAAGAGCUAAAUAGUGUUGGUCCACCCGUCAAAGAGGCAACAGAAUGGAAACGCGUCUGGAAAGAUUGGAAAACUUGCAUUCGAAAGAAGAUUUCGAUGAAUCGAUUAGAAGAUGCAAAUGCCACCGGCAAGAACUCUCUUUAUCAGGACACUUUGACCCCCCUGGAGGAUGCUGUGGCCACAAUUUGUGAUCUAUAUGAAAUGGUAGAAAAACAACAACCGCGUCUAAGUGCGGGUCGAAGAAGUGGAGGUGAUGGAAACUCUAGCCCGCACUUUCAAAACAUCAAAACGGAUCGAGAUGCCGCAUCCGAUAUUGAUGAAGAUGACGACGAUGAGGAAGAAGACGAGGAGGAAGAAUUAUCGACCAGCGGUCGUGGCGCAGAAGUUGAACAUCAGACAAACACGAACACACCCACAUCGUCAGCCAAAAGACGUAGAGUCCAUGAUGAUCCUGAUUUGGGAGACAGUGAAAGUAAGGUUCCACUCCUAAUGGACAUUUCUAAGGAACUUCGGGAACUAAAUCGUCAAACCCGUCUAAAUGCCCAGCGUGCUGAAGCCAACACUGAAGCACUGCUUGCCUUGGGUACUCAGAUCUCCGAUUUAAUGCAUCAACAACUAAAAGAACGCAAGCGACUUAAUUCCAUUAUGGAGAAAUUCGUCCUGAAAAUGGAAACCAACGACUAACUAUGCAGACACUGCUCUAACAAUCAUUAGAAAAUAAUUUUAUCCACAUUAAGUAAAUAAAUUCGUAAUUAGUAUUCGUAAUCCUUGAAAUUGUGAAUAUUCCGAGUAACGAUUUUUAAGUGUUGGAAAAUAUAAAUGUAACUCCCAGCUGAUCGUGCAGUGAAUACCG
Drosophila willistoni is the source of this 1040-nucleotide messenger RNA. RefSeq names its product kinesin-like protein KIF3B. The transcript has 5 exons. The coding region runs from base 59 to 871 and encodes 270 amino acids. Gene Ontology annotation, cellular component: nucleus. Lineage: Eukaryota; Metazoa; Arthropoda; Insecta; Diptera; Drosophilidae. The record is from RefSeq and is a predicted model, not a curated record.